Molecule: messenger RNA, 5564 nt
Organism: Oryzias melastigma (Indian medaka)
Lineage: Eukaryota; Metazoa; Chordata; Actinopteri; Beloniformes; Adrianichthyidae
Product: desmoglein-2
Exons: 14
Coding region: 927-4637 (1236 amino acids)
Biological process (GO): homophilic cell-cell adhesion
Cellular component (GO): desmosome; plasma membrane
Molecular function (GO): calcium ion binding
Source: RefSeq, a predicted model, not a curated record
UGUUUUGGAUUUUGGCCCCCUGUACGAUUGAGUUUGAUACCCCUGAAUUAGGUGAAAUUGAAUAAUUUCCACAGCACACCUGUAUCAGACACUUGUGGUCUACAGUGACCCACGUGAACCACAAGGUGGCAGUGAUGUUCAGACUGAGUAAAAAAGUAGUUUUGUCUCAAAGUUUCAGUAGAUUUUGUUAAAUUCCAAUUAAAAUCCACUUGUUUGAACUGAACAGAAGCAGAGUUCAGUGCUCACUAGACCAUAACUGACACACAAAAACACCCACCCACACAUGGGUAGCGUGCAGACCUCCAAUGAAACACAUUCUUAUGAACCACAAACAAGCAGGUGAAGCCCCAUCUCUCGUCUUCCAAUGUUAGCCUGAGGGCUACAGAGUGACAAACAGGCAUCGGUGGCAGCAGAAUUCUCGAUACAACUGACAUUUUAAUAUGUGAAUACUAGAUGAUUUAUGGAAGGAGUAGAUUUGCAUAUAUCUCAGUCUUCAGCUGCCUGUUAGAACAUGUAAUUUGUAAAAUGCAAACCAUGAUGUUGUAGAUCCGGUUUGUUGAUCAUUUUCUCAAAGGUGCAGACAAUGACUUGAGAUGAGAGGAAACUGUGCAGAGCCUGUAAAAACACCCUUCAGCUGAAGAUGCUGAUCUGUGGGUGCGGAUGAGAAGGUCGGCUCUGGUACAUCGACCUGCAGCAGGAACAAACUGUUUGUACACACGUCCCCAGAGAUGUCCUCUUGACUGAAAACCCUCACCUGUUUGUCGACCUGAGGCCCUCAGCUUUACAUUUCAUGUUUGACUCAGGUGAGUGCGAGGGGGAGGUCCCUCAGCGAGGCGUGGUGUCAGGUGUAGAGGUAGGAAGUGAAAGGACAGAAAUGUUAGAAAAUUCCUGAUCAGAACACUGAGUCCAUACACUCCUCCGCUCUCAUGGCGCUGCGCUUCUCCACAAAGUUUGGCCUCCUGCUACUCCUGCUGGUGAUAGGUGCUGAAGCAAGGCAGAGAAGAACGAAGGCAUUGAAAAGGUCCAAAAGAGACUGGGUCCUCCCCCCAUCCAAGCUGUGGGAAAACACAGACUACACCAAGAAGGAGUUCAUCGCAAAGAUCCGUUCUGAUAAAAGUGAAAAAGCACCCGUGGAGUACUACCUCACAGGUCCAGGAGCUGACGCGCCACCCUACAACCUCUUUGUGGUGGAUCAUGGAAGCGGAUAUGUCCGGGUCACAGAUAUUCUGGACCGUGAGAAGUGCCAAAAAUACGAACUGAAAGGCAUUGCUAAAUACCGCAAUCAAUCGUUGGCGGAGGAUAAUAUUCCAAUAAACAUCGUUGUCCUGGACAGGAAUGAUAACGCUCCCUAUCUUGAACCACAAAAGGGAACUGUCAAAGAGGAGAGCAAAAAGGGUACUUUGGUUAUGAGGAUCAAGGGUGAAGAUGCUGACCAGGUUGGAACUCCUAACGCAAACCUGACCUACACCAUCGUCAGACAGGACCCACCAGGCACCGGACCCAUGUUCAUGAUCAACAAAUACACAGGAGACCUGUUUGUGAGGUCCAAACUGGACAGAGAGAAACUAAGUCUCUACAACCUGGUGAUCAAAGUAACUGAUAUGGAAGGAGCGCCAGGGGGGCAGACCGGGACAGGAACUGUGGAGAUUAAGGUGGUGGACAUCAAUGACAACAUCCCUGACCUGGAGAAGUCUGAGUAUACAGGCUCUGUGGAGGAAAACGUUGAUAACGUGGUUGUGAUGAGGAUCAAAUCUCUGGACAAGGAUGAGGAAUUCACAGACAACUGGUUGACUGUCUUUAAAAUAGUCAAAGGAAAUGAAGACAAUCUCUUCUCCAUUGAGACAGACAAAAAAACCAACGAGGGCAUCCUGAAGUUGAUCAAGCCAGUGGACUUUGAAACGGUGCAGAGCCUGGAUCUUGGCAUACAAAUUGAGAAUGUGGCUCCUUUUGUCAAUGGCACCGCUUUGGAACUGGAUUUAAGCUUGGAAGGGGGGCAACCAGUGGCCACAGGAGCUGGAACUGGUGUAGGGGUAGGUGCUGGACUAGGGGGAGGACUUGGGCCUGGAGGAGGGGUCAAGCCUGGCACUGGGCCUGGUGCUGGACCUGGAACUGGUGCUGGGGCUGGAGCUGGUGCUGGUGCUGGACCUGGUGCUGGGACUGGGGCCGGUGCUGGACCAGGUGCUGGAUCUGGUGCUGGGGGUGGUGCUGGACCUGGCACUGGGGCUGCUGCUGGACCUGGCACUGGGCCUGGUGGAGGUGCUGGGUCAAAACCUGUAAAACCAGCACAGUCAGGGUCAGGACCCGGUCAGAAGCCAGGUAACUCCAAAAGCUAUCCCAUCAAGAUAUUAGUGAAGAACGUUCCAGAAGGUCCAGCAUUUGCACCCUCCACCAAAGAGAUUCCUCUGUCAGAAGACCCAAGCAAGAUACCGAAAGAUGGUAUCAUUGCUGUUUUUCCAGCAGUUGAUCCAGACACAGGAAAGAUAGCUGAAGAUGUCAGCUAUGCAAAAGCGUAUGAUCCAGACAACUGGUUUUCAAUUGAUGAAGAAACUGCUGAGAUCAAACUCAACAAGAAACCUGACAGAGAGUCUCCUUACGUGAAGAAUGGGACCUAUAUCUGCAAACUUCUUGCAAUAAGCAAAGACAUGCCCCCCAAAACAGCCACAGGAACCAUUGCUGUCCAAGUGGCCGACUCUAACGACCACUGUCCCACUCUCAGCAGCACUGCCAGCGGUCUGUGCUCUGACAAAAAGACUGUGUUCAUCACCGCUUUCGAUGAAGACGCCCAUCCCAACGCAGAUCCCUUCUCCUUCACCAUCAUUCCUGGAGGAACGAAGGGCAGCUGGGAUUUGGAAGUUAUCAACGGAACCACUGCUGCUCUCCACUCCCAGAAAGAUCUGUGGCCUGGAGUGUAUGAGCUGCAAGUGGAGGUGAAAGACAAUCAGGGUUUGUCCUGCCCAUCCGCCCAGGUUUUCAGCGUGGAUGUCUGCAUUUGUGAGGGAACAGAGGAAUGUAACUUGAGGGCGGCGGCGCACCAGAGAUCCACGUCUGUUGAGAUGACAGCAGGAGCCAUUUGUCUGCUGCUGAUGGCGCCGUGCUUGAUGCUUUUCAUUCCUCUUCUCCUGAUCUCCUGUCAGUGUGGAGGAGCAGAUAAAGUUUUCUCUGAGCUGUUUAUUGAUCUGGAUACAGGAAGAGCAGACCACCUGAUUUCAUAUAACACUGAAGGCCAGGGUGAGGACAAGACGCCUCCCCAGAGUCCUCUACUUUGGCAGAAUACUAACGGAGGGCUUAAAGCAGCCAAUGUCAAGACCUUCUCCACAGCAGUCAGAGAGACUCACCACAUGGCAGGCUACACAGAAUCCAUGCAGCAGUCACAUUACACCCACCCAGAACUCCUGCACAGAGAAGCAUCUCACAAGUAUUUUGGGGCCAGUCAUGACUUCAACAUUGACACCAGGUUUGAUAGCCGCAUGCAGAGCACAGAUGGUCUGGCUGAGGACAUGACUUUAUUUGCAGUUUUUUUGAAGGACUACUACUCAGAGAAAUGUGUGCCUCAUUUGGAAGAUAAAUACCCCGCUAAAGUGUGGAACUACGAGGGCCAGGGGUCGACCACUGGCUCUUUGAGCUGCUGUAGUUGUCAGGACAUGGACCUGGAAUUCCUCACUGACCUUGGAACAAAGUUCAAGACUCUAGCUGAGAUUUGCUCCCCUCCUUCAUCAACAGUCAGGUCCUCUGUGAAACAGACAGCAAUGACUGCUCUCAGAAGCACGUCUGAUGUGGUUAAACCAGUUAUUAAGUCUGUUAUUGAAACAAAGCCUUAUAUUGAAACAAAGCCUUAUAUUGAAACAAAGCAGUCCAAUGUAACCACAGAGAAAGCUACAAAUGUCUUUUCUUCAUCUUCAAGCAAAGUUAGCAGCUCCUAUUCCUCCAUGACUCUCCCUCAGUCUACAAUCACAAACAUUGACCAUUCCUCUGACAUGGGGUAUUCUACUUUGGUGCAUUAUCCCACUCAGACAGUCGCCCUGCCGGAACCAGUUUGCUACAACACUGUUGUGCAACCUGUACAGUACAUGAUGGCACCGAAUUUACAGAACACGGUCUUGCUUGAGGACUGGUCUCGUGCAAGCAAUCUUUCCGGCAUGGUUAUGGUCAAUGGUUCCCAGGGUCUAUCUGGACCUUUUGUCAGUGGAGCUCCAGGCUCUCUUACAGGGUUGGUUAACUCAAACACUGGGUUUCUUACCUCAAACUCAGGGUUGGUUACCUCAAACACGGGGUUUCUUACCUCAGACACAGGGUUAGUUACCUCAAACACGGGAUUUCUUACCUCAGACACAGGGUUAGUUAACUCAAACACAGGGUUUCUUACCUCAGACACAGGGUUAGUUAACUCAAACACAGGGUUUCUUACCUCAAACUCAGGGUUGGUUACCUCAAACACAGAGGGCUGUGUGAACUUUCAAAGUUCUGCCAGUUCUGUAAGUCCAGUUGGAGCCACGGUACUGCUGCCUGGUUCCCCAGUGUCUGGAGAACUUGUGUCCCCAGGAUCUGUCUCUAUGGACAGCUGGAGAAUAAUGCCACCAAAUUCCGGUGACAGCUACAUGUUACUCUCUAAUGGUUCACUUGGGGUAGAAGAAGACUGAGAACAUUUGCUGAUAGUUUCAAACUAAAUUCAUUGAGACAAGGUUGUAAGGAUUCUCUCAAAUUUGAGCUCUAAUAAUGUCAACACAACUGAUUCUGAAAAAGUCACUCCUCAACACACCUAGAUGUUAUGACAGAAGAUAAAACCGUAAAGAUCUCCAGUUUUGUUGCCAGUGUAUACAUGCAAGUGUUCUUAAGUUAACUAAAUCUGGAAGCUAUGGGGAAAUGUUCUCUUUUGGAACCAGCCUUCAAGUUCAUUUGACGAACUGGAACAUGUGAUACUUCGGAUUUGCCACAACUUUGGGAAAGUGGGAGUUUGUGUAUAAAUUCUGCAUCAUAGCUGUACUUUUUCAUACUACUAAAAUGUUUACAUCUCUGCACGAAACAGCAGUUUAAGUAAAUGUUAUAUGUAAUUUACCUGGUGACCUUAGACCAUCUUGCCUGUUCUGACUCUUCCUUUUAUUCAAGGAUGCAGACGUGUUUAUGGACUUUUGAAGUUCUCCUUUGGACUUUGGAUGGUUGUUUCUCAGUCCUUGAACACAACUGUCAUCUGAACAUUACAGAUGUUGAUUUGUUGUGUUGCUCAUGGUUCAAUGUUGAACCCACGCCCACAAAACAAAUAGUAAAAACAAAUAGAGCUGACAGAGACCGCUUCAGCAGAUUCAGAAAGUCUGGAUCUUUGGAAUAAACUGUCAGACGGGGGCGUUUGAAAUGAGUUUGGAUGACAAUUCUGGAUUGGGAAUAACUUGUUUUUUGGUGGGAUGGUGCUUGUUCUUCUUCAGUUCUGCAUUCUUCAGCAGUUACACAAUUCAGUACUUUUGGAUGCAACCUUUUCUCCACCUACAAGCUUUGAAUGGAGUUACAUCAUGGUAAACUGUGAAUCUGUCAGUGUCAUUGUUAAUCGCCUUGAUAUAAUAAAACCUAAUAAA